AUGGCUUCCCUCCCGAUGGAAGUUGACCAAGAGGCUGGCGAUACCUCGACUUUCGUGCUGGCCAUGGGUAACAACUCUGACGGGCAGCUGGGGUGCGGUAUCGCGGAGGAUGACGAUGACAAGGUGUUUGCCCCUUGCGAACUGCAUGCUUUUGACUCGGUGAAUAUUCGAAGUUGCUCGUCAUCGUUGAAGCAUUCAAUCUGGUUGAGUUACGACGGUUUGGUGUACACUUCUGGGGACAAUGACUCUGGACAGCUGGGCAGAGCCGGGAAACGGGCCAAGCCUUUCAAAAUUGACUCCAUCGAGCACAUGCCUGUGGAAAGCACGGCCGCUGGAAAUGGCUUCACUGUCCUGGCUGCGAAGCUGGAUGGGCGCUUGAUGGGGGUCGGGCGGGGGGACCGUGGGCAGCUGGGGAUGGGUGGCGCUGAUCGCGACGACAAGGAGCGGGUGAAGUUUUCCUCUGCAUUGGAUGAGCAGCUUCUGCAUUUGUCUGCUGGGGAGUCGCACUGCAUUGCGCUGUGCCGCUCGGGGAAAGUACUCGCCUUCGGUGAGAACAAGCACGGCCAGCUUGGGGUCGGUGACUUUGUGAGUACCGCCACACCGAAGCCAGUGCCGACUCUUUCAAGCCGACCGGUGGUGCAGGUCUCUUGUGGAGGGGCCCACAGUUUGGCAAGGACCGCCACAGGACUCCUCUGGUCCUGGGGUUGCAACGAGCACGGCCAGCUUGGCCUGGGAGAUCUGAAGCCCCGGUUCCGGCCCGAGCAGGUGAAGGCCAUGCGCGUCUCCCGCUGCGUGGACGUGGCGGCGGGGAAUCGCCACAGCCUGAGCAUCUCGGAGAAGGGCCUCGCCUUUAGCUUCGGGGCUGGUGGAAGUGGGCAGCUGGGCUCCGGUGGCAUUGCUGAGGCGGAGCCCUACCCGAAAGUCAUCGAAGCACUGAAGGAGAUCGGCACAUGUUUGCAGAUUGCCGCUGGCCACAGCCACAGCCUUGCUGUGGUUCUGAACGAGGACUCCUUGAGGGAAAAUCUGUACGUCUGGGGCCUGGGGUCGAGUGGCCAGCUGGGCAUCCCCCGAGAGAAUCUUCAUGAGAAGAAGCUCUCGCCGUUGCCGCAGAAGCUGCGGCUGGAUCCGUCCCUGAAGAUCGUGAGCAUCUGUAGUGGUCCACUCUCGCACCACACCUUCCUCAUCGUUUCCAGGACUGCCGGAACUGAGUCGAGGGGUGGCUACCCUGGAGCUGCAACUGCAAGGGAGUCAUUAAGCCCGCGAGCGUCCUUGGGGCCAUUGAGGCAUUCCUUGCACACUGCAAUUGAUGCAGACGAGCUGCUCCAAGCCCUGCGAAGUCUGAAGGGGAGUGAGGGCAUUCAGCAGACUGCCCUCGUUAAGGCAGUGGGAGCUGCCUUCAGCUCCGUCAGUGUACUGAAUGCUUCUUUUCGGCGACCAUCGCCGCUGGGAACGACCGCAGAAUCCAGUGGUGUCGACCUUCUGAAAGUCCGCAAGGCAUACCAUACACUUGUCUUCGAGCUGCGGAAUGCCGAACUGAUCAAUACGCUCGGAAGAGCCACUGUUUCCAUCUGUGAUGAGCUUGCAAAGCAGCGUGUGCCGACGGAUGAUCCGGAAACGCUCUGCGUGUUUUUGGUCCUCUUCGAGAAUCCCCUAUUGCUCGCUGAGCACCGCACCUCCUUGUUCGCCGGCUUCCACGUAGCGCUACAGCGCCUGACGGCUGCGGUCCUGUCUUUGCCCAAGGACUCCCAGAAGCUCCUUUUCGGCUGGUUGAAGCACCUCCCGAGUGAGUACUUCGGACGUGUGGUGAACGUCAUGCAGCAGUACGUGACCUACGUUCUGACACAGCCUGGGCAAAAUCAAAGCGACGUUUCGGCAGCUGUCAUGAUGCUGCAGACCCUCUGGGAUGCUAAUGCAGAGAUGGACGGCAUUCUGCCGGAGUGGUGCUUUCAGAGCCUUGCGAUUUCGCAGAGCGUCGACCUACAGGAGCACUAUCGUCAGUGGCAGCAGCAGCAGUCACUCGUGUUUUCCUACUGUCGGUACCCUUUCCUCCUGAAUGCCGGGGCCAAGCGUAGGCUUAUCUCCUUCGACGUGGAGCUACGUAGCCAAAUGGCCUCCCAGGAGCUUUGGGCCAAGGUUCUCCGAGAGGGCCUUGGAGCCCCUGAGGAUGCUUUCCAGCGAGCACUGGUCUAUCGGGUUCGGCGCGAGCACAUCCUCUCGGACUUCUGCGGACAGCUCUGGUGGCGGAUGCAGAACCAGCCAGAAAGCCUGUGUCUGCCGCUAACGGUGGACUUCGUGGGCGAGCACGGCAUCGAUGCCGGGGGUCUACGAAAGGAAUGUCUGCACUUGGUCUUGCGAGAGAUGUACACCAAGACGCAGAUCUUCACUGAGCUGGACGAGUGGCCGGGUCUGCUCUGGUUCCGUCCACCCAGCGAGCAUGAUAAGGUGAUUUCCGUCACCCCUCCGGAGCAGACAGCGCACGAUGAGACCUGGGUGGAGCAUAUGCCGGAGAUCGCUGGAGCUAUCGUGGGCUUGGCCGUUUACAACGCCAUCUACUUGGACCUCAGGCUGCAUCCUCUCAUGUACAAGUUCCUCAUCCACGGUCUGGCGAACCAUACCAUCGAGGACCUGCAGGGUCUUCACCCAUCUCUCUACAGGUCACUGACCAGUCUGCGCAAGCACGACAUUCGGGAACUAUGCUUGACGUGGUCGGUCCGCCUGCCUGGUGCCCACGAGGACACAGCCUUGGGAGGCAGGCCCCGAAGUGCCGACGUGCAGCAAGAUGAGCUCGAAGCAUUCAUUCGAGAGUAUGCGCAAGCUGCCCUCUAUGCGGGCGACAUGGAGCAGCUCCGAGGGUUUGUGCAAAAAGCCUCGGUUUGCAUGGCCAUCGGGCCAGCCUUCCGGCUCUGCACCGCCCAUGACUUGGAGCUGCUGAUCUGCGGGCUUCCGUAUCUUGGGGACUUCAAGGACCUUGAGCUGAGCUGCAAGUACGCAAAUGGCUUUCAUCCAGAUCAUCCCGUGGCGAAGACGUUCUGGCGGGUGGUGCACGGCAUGUCCGAGAUCUGGCAGCGGAAGUUGCUGCUUUUCUGCACGGGCUGUGAUCGAGUACCCAUCUUGGGCCUGCGAGCUCUGAACUUCGUUCUGUCCCGGAGCGCUGUUGACCUGGACCAUCUCCCGACGGCCAACACCUGCAUCAAUCAGCUGAACUUGCCGGAGUAUCCGACGGAGGAAAUGAUGCAUGCUCGUCUGCAUGCGGCAUUGGAGCACUACACGGGCUUCGGCUUCGCCUGA
Symbiodinium sp. CCMP2592 is the source of this 3288-nucleotide messenger RNA. Lineage: Eukaryota; Dinophyceae; Suessiales; Symbiodiniaceae. The record is from the annotation of a GenBank genome assembly.